AUGGUCUCCAAGGUUCUCUUCUGGAGCGGCUUCGGUGUCGCUGUCCGGCUAUGGCAGCUGGGCAUGGAGAUGCGCCCAUUCUUCAACAAGGGCUCGCUCUGGGUCUAUCCUCUGUACGCGACCGUCGGCGGCAGCUUCGGCUACUGGCUGCAGGGCGUCGAGUCCCGCCAGUACAAGCUCCUCUCCGACCGAAAAGAUGCUUUGCUUGAAAAGCGCGCCCGCGCCGCCGAGCAGGAGAAGGCCGCCGCCGCUCGCCUUUCCCGGCGUCGUCUCGGUCAAGCCACCAUGGCUCUUCCGGUGCUUGGAGAGUCGAUCAAACCCAAGGGAAUCGUCGUCUUUUCGGGCGGAAGUGCUGCGAACAACCUGGUCGACGUCUUCAAGACGGUGGCCGAACGCAAGCAAUGCUCUUUAAGCUACGUCAUCCCCAUCAGCGAUAACGGUGGCAGCACAUCGGAGCUCAUCCGAGUCUUCGGGGGCCCAGGUAUCGGUGAUUUGCGGAGUCGUCUCGUCCGCCUGAUUCCUGAGAACGGAGACCUAGAAAGAGCCGCCAUCAAGACCUUCUUCAACCAUCGUCUGUGCCUAGACGCCGAUGAAGCAAGGCAUGAGUGGCUCGACAUAGUGGAGGCCCGCCACCCUCUGUGGAACAACGUUCCUUCGGAGAAGAAGGAGCUGAUUCGCUCGUUCCUGAACUUACUGAACCUGGAGAUCGUGAAGAGACUUCGGCCAACCUCCACCUUCAACUUUUCGUCUGCCAGCAUCGGGAAUCUCUUUCUCACCGGUGCCCGCCUCUUCUCCGGCAGUCUUGAAUCAGCCAUAUACCUUCUCAGCAGUAUCUGCGGAGUGCCAUCUAACACUUCCGUCCUUCCAGCCAUCAACACCAACUUCUCGCACCACAUCAGUGCCGGCCUCGCCAACGGCACCGCCAUCACCGGCCAGAAUGCCAUCUCGCACCCCUCAGAGCCCACCGCUCUUCCCGACAUGGCCUCCAAGCCCCCGGACGACACCGAAGACGACGACAUUGUCGAAGACGCCAACCUCCCCGGCUCUCUUCCCAUGCUCCGCAAGCCAAACAUCAUCUUCAGCAAGGCCGAAGAAGAAGAUCUCCCCGCCCGGAUCGACCGCAUUUGGUACAUCAACCCUUACGGCCAGGAGAUCCGCCCGCCCGCCAACCCGAAAGUCGUCUCCGCCAUCGCCAGCGACAGCCAGGCCGUCGUCUACAGCAUCGGCUCGCUGUACACCUCCAUCAUCCCCUCGCUGAUCCUGCGAGGAGUCGGCGCCGCCGUCGCCGCGACCCCGGCCGUGCGGCACAAGAUUCUGAUCCUGAACAGCACCGUCGACCGCGAGACGGGCCCGUCGUCCCAGCCGUUCACGGCGCUGGACUUCGUGGCCGCCAUCGCCAAGGCGGGCGCCGAGAGCAGGGCACGCGGCGGGGCGGAUUCCAUCACCCCCCUGGAGUACAGGAAAUACGUGACGCACGUCAUCCACCUCGAGGGAGCCGGCACGCCGGCCGUUAGCAGAGCGGAUUUGGCUGUGCUGGGCAUCGAGACGGUGCGGCUUUACGGGAGAAGAGGCGGGGGAGGCGGGGGCCAGGGGGAGGGGUUCUUACGGUACGAUGAGAACGCGCUCACUCAGGCACUGGAAGUGGUCAUUGGUGGUGGGAAAGAUUUGCGAGGCGAUAGGAGCAGGAGGAACACGUUGGACAAUUAG
Molecule: messenger RNA, 1707 nt
Organism: Diplodia corticola
Lineage: Eukaryota; Fungi; Ascomycota; Dothideomycetes; Botryosphaeriales; Botryosphaeriaceae
Exons: 6
Coding region: 1-1707 (568 amino acids)
Molecular function (GO): LPPG:FO 2-phospho-L-lactate transferase activity
Source: RefSeq, a predicted model, not a curated record